Molecule: messenger RNA, 1878 nt
Organism: Oncorhynchus keta (chum salmon)
Lineage: Eukaryota; Metazoa; Chordata; Actinopteri; Salmoniformes; Salmonidae
Product: proline-rich protein 36-like
Exons: 13
Coding region: 1-1878 (625 amino acids)
Source: RefSeq, a predicted model, not a curated record
AUGUUCACGAUCUCCCCCUACAGUCGUCGCUCUCCCGUCUCCCCUACAGUCGUCGGCUCUCCCGUCUCCCCCUACAGUCGUCGUCUCCCCAGUCGUCUCUCCGUCUCCCCCUACAGUCUCGUCGGCUCUCCACGUGGGUCUCCCCCCCUACAGUCGUCGGCUCUCCCCUACGAUCUCUCCCCUGCAGUCGUCGGCUCUCCCGUCUCCCCCUACAGUCGUCGGCCUGUCUCCCCCUACAGUCGUCGGCUCUCCCCCCUACAGUCGUCGGCUCUCCCCCCUACAGUCGUCGGCUCUCCCCCCUGCAGUCGUCGGCUCUCUCCCCUACAGUCGUCCCCUGCUCCUGUCCCCUACAGUCUCGUCGGCUCUCCCGUCUCCCCCUGGUGGUGGAGUCGUCGGCUCUCCUGUCUCCCCCUGCAGUCGUGGCUCUCCCCCCUAGUGGAGUCGUCGGCUCUCCCUCGUCGGCUCUCCCGUCUCCCCCUGCAGUCGUCGGCUCCCCCUGCCGUCUCCCCCUGCAGUCGUCGGCUCUCCGUCUCCCCCUGCAGUCUCGUCGGCUCUCCCCGUCUCCCCCCUGCAGUCGUCGGCUCUCCGUCUCCCCCCUGCAGUCUCCCCCUCGGCUCUCCGUCUCCCCCCUGCAGUCGUCGGCUCUCCGUCUCCCCCCUGCAGUCGUCGGCUCUCCCUCGUCGGCUCUCCGUCUCCCCUGCAGUCGUCGGCUCGUCUCCCCCUGCAGUCUCGGCCCCCGUCUCCCCCUGCAGUCGUCGGCUCUCCGUCUCCCCCUGCAGUCUCGUCGGCUCUCCCCCCGAUGUCUCCCCCCUGCAGUGGGUCGGGCUCUCCCGUCUCCCCCUGCAGUCGUCGGCUCUCCCGUCUCCCCCUGCAGUCGGCAUCGCUCUCCGUCUCCCCCCUGCAGUCGUCGGCUCUCCCCUGGGCUCUCCCGUCUCCCCUGCAGUGCGUAAAAUAGUCGUCGGCUCUCCGUCUCCCCCUGCAGUCGUCGGCUCUCCCGUCUCCCCCCUGCAGGCUCUCUCCCUGCCGAUUAAUCUCCCCCUGCAGUGGACGGCUCUCCCGUCUCCCCCUACAGUCGUCGCUCUCCUCGUCGGCUCUCCGUCCCCCCUGCAGUCUCGGCUCUCCGUCUCCCCUGCAGUGGAGUCGGCUCUCCUCUCCCCCUGCAGUCCUCUCCCCCUGCAGUCGGUCUCUCCCGUCUCCCCUGCGUGUCUCCCCCUCAGCUCUCCGUCUCCCCCUACAGUCGUCCGGCUCUCCCCCUGUCUCCCCCUACAGUCGCCGGCUCUCCCGUCUCCCCCCUACAGUCGCCGGCUCUCCCCGUCUCCCCCUACAGUCGCCGGCUCUCCCGUCUCCCCCUACAGUCGCCGGCUCUCCGUCUCCCCCUACAGUCGCCGGCUCUCCCGUCUCCCCUACAGUCGCCGGCUCUCCCGUCUCCCCUACAGUCGCCGGCUCUCCGUCUCCCCCUACAGUCGCCGGCUCUCCCGUCUCCCCCUACAGUCGCCGGCUCUCCCGUCUCCCCUACAGUCUCUCCCCCUACAGUCUCCUCCCGUCUCCCCCCUACAGUCGUCGGCUCUCCCGUCUCCCCCUACAGUCGCCGGCUCUCCGUCUCCCCCUACAGUCGCCGGCUCUCCGUCUCCCCCUACAGUCGUCGGCUCUCCGUCUCCCCUACAGUCGUCGGCUCUCCCGUCUCCCCCUACAGUCUCGUCGGCUCUCCCGGCUCCCCCUACAGUCGUCGGCUCUCCCCUCUCCCCCUACAGUCGUCGGCUCUCCCGUCUCCCCUACAGUCGUCGGCUCUCCGUCUCCCCCUACAGUCAUCGGCUCUCCGUCUCCCCCUACAGUCUCGUCAGCUCUCCGGCCUCCCUCUACUGUCGUCAGCUCUCCUGA